AUGGAUACGCGGACGGCGACGGCCGAGCUGGGCUGGAGCGCCAACCCUCCUUCGGGGUGGGAAGAAGUCAGUGGCUACGACGAAAAUCUCAACACCAUCCGUACGUACCAGGUGUGCAAUGUCUUCGAGCCCAACCAGAACAACUGGCUCCUCACCACGUUCAUCAACCGGCGUGGAGCUCACCGCAUCUACACCGAGAUGCGCUUCACUGUGCGGGACUGCAGCAGCCUCCCCAAUGUCCCUGGCUCUUGCAAGGAGACCUUCAACCUUUACUACUACGAGACAGACUCUGUCAUUGCCACCAAGAAGUCUGCCUUCUGGACGGAGGCACCCUACCUCAAAGUGGACACCAUUGCUGCUGACGAGAGCUUCUCCCAGGUGGACUUCGGUGGCAGGUUGAUGAAGGUGAACACAGAAGUGAGAAGUUUCGGGCCCCUGACCCGCAAUGGCUUUUACCUGGCUUUCCAGGACUACGGAGCUUGUAUGUCUCUGCUGUCCGUCAGGGUCUUCUUCAAGAAGUGCCCCAGUGUGGUGCAGAACUUCGCCAUCUUCCCAGAGACAAUGACAGGAGCGGAGAGCACCUCUCUAGUGACUGCCCGCGGCACCUGCAUCCCCAACGCCGAGGAGGUGGACGUGCCCAUCAAACUGUACUGCAACGGGGAUGGGGAGUGGAUGGUCCCCAUCGGCCGCUGUACGUGCAAGGCUGGUUAUGAGCCGGAGAACAACGUGGCUUGUAAAGGUAAAGUUGGCUUUGGGUAA
Molecule: messenger RNA, 759 nt
Organism: Aptenodytes forsteri (emperor penguin)
Lineage: Eukaryota; Metazoa; Chordata; Aves; Sphenisciformes; Spheniscidae
Product: ephrin type-B receptor 1-like
Exons: 2
Coding region: 1-759 (252 amino acids)
Biological process (GO): protein phosphorylation; axon guidance; cell surface receptor protein tyrosine kinase signaling pathway
Cellular component (GO): neuron projection; membrane
Molecular function (GO): protein binding; ATP binding; transmembrane-ephrin receptor activity
Source: RefSeq, a predicted model, not a curated record